Elaeis guineensis (African oil palm) is the source of this 1741-nucleotide messenger RNA. Its product is annotated as B3 domain-containing protein At3g17010. The record is from RefSeq and is a predicted model, not a curated record. Gene Ontology annotation, molecular function: DNA binding. Lineage: Eukaryota; Viridiplantae; Streptophyta; Magnoliopsida; Arecales; Arecaceae.
CUCUCUCUCUCUCUCUCUCUCUCUCUCCAUGUAGCCGCCACAUACGUCCAACCCAAUCUCAUGCCCAUCAAAUCAUACAGAACUCGGCACUAGCAAUCUUGGGACUCAGGAGAACCGAAGAGAAGCUGAGGAUAGAGAAGUGGAGAAGAGGAAGAGAGGAGAGAAAGUAAGAAUCUUGCGCUCACCUUUCUUCCAAGACGAAGGCAAAAACUACUACAUUUCCUUCCUGCCCUUUGUCUCUCUCUCUUCCAUCCCCCAAAAUGGGCAAGGCAUUUAGAGACCGAGCUUCGUUCUUUAAGGUCAUGAUGGGAGAUUUCAAAACGAGCCUGCGGAUUCCGACACCGUUUAAGAAGCGUUUGAGAGGAAAACUUCGCUCCAAGUCCGUCCUCCGAAGCGCCCGUGGCGGGAUCUGGCACGUCGCCAUGAGAGGCAGCGACCGAGACGGCUGGUUCUUCCAACGAGGCUGGGAAGCCUUCGUCGCCGACCACGCCGUUGCCGUCGGCGACUUCCUCGUCUUCGUCUUCGACGGCGACAUCGGGUUCGACGUUAAGAUCUACGGCAAGAACGGGUGCGAGAAGGAGGCGGUGGUUUCCCCCAAGAAGGAUCCGAGCGAGACCCUCGUCCAAUGCCUCCCUGCGAAUCCGAACCGCCCUUCCACGGCUACUGCGGAGAGAAGGAAGCAAUUUAUUUUCGGGAAAACGAGCAGUGGAACUUUCCAGGCAACAAGAAGGCCGUCGAUUAAGGUGGAAAGAGAGAGUGUUUUGGAGGCCGCAUCCUCCACCAAGUUUAUCUAUCCACAUUUUAUAGCUACUUGCAGGAAGUCUCGAAGAAGUUAUAUGACAAUUCCUAUGGCAUUGGUCAGAGAAUUUGGCCUUACUGGAAAACAGUUAGUGAUCCUUAGAGAUCCUGUGGGAAGCUCAUGGCCUGUGAGGAUAGCUUCUUGGAGGAGUGGUCGAAUGGUCUUUGCAACUGGGUGGUCUGAUUUUUACAAAGGAAACUGCUUAGAAGAUGGUGAUGUUUGUGUCUUUGAGUUUGUUCAAAAUGCCAGCCUAAUACAUGUGCACAUUUUCCGAGCAAAGGAAGUUGCUGCAGAAAUGGAUCAAAAACCUGGUGAAUGUCUUCUAUUGGAUAAAAAACGAAUGUCUGAUGAUGACAAAAGAAAUGUUGUCCAAAUAACAAGUUCCUUCAAGUCAGGGCAUUCAAAUUUCAUUGCUUGUUGGAGAAAGUCUCGUUCACAUUUCAUGACAGUUCCAAGUUAUCUUGCGCGGGAGCAUAAACUGAAGAUGAAGAAGCAGACAAUCCUUCAUGAUCCCUGCGGGAAGUCAUGGCAGGUUAAAAUCCGUGAGCGGGCAGAUGGCCGUGUGGUCCUGGCAACUGGGUGGCAUGAGUUCUCAAAAGGUAAUCACUUGAAAGAGGGUGACACAUGCGUGUUUGAGUUCAUCCGAGGUGGCAAUGCAAUACAAGUACAUAUUUACAGGAAGGAUGAGUCUAAUACCACUGCUGGUAAUGGUCUGAAGGAAGAAAUCAAUGAUCAAAAACAAACCCUCAAUUGUUCUCUAACACUAUUAUCUUAAUGGUUUUGUGGGAGGAACUGAAGGUUUUGCUUUGGUGCACCGCCAUUUUGCUGUCACAUACCUGUAAAUGAGAGAUCUUUUUUGACUUUAUGCUAUAUGAGCUAGGUGUGAUCCUGAAAAUGUAAGCACUUGAUAGUGUAAAUAGAGUUAGUUCUUGGUAACCUGCU